GCUUUACUUUGUGGGAUUCCAAAUAUUCCUGGAACUGGAAUGCUGUUGAUGUGGGACCGAAACGAGAUCUUGUGGCUGAACUGGCAACAGCUGUUAGAAACAGGACUGACUUGCGGUUUGGGUUAUAUCACUCCCUGUUUGAAUGGUUUAAUCCCCUCUUCCUUGAGGAUGCUGCCAGUGUCUUCAAGACAAGAAAGUUUCCAACCAGUAAAUCGUUACCAGAACUGUAUGAGAUUGUGACCAAGUACCAGCCAGAAAUAAUUUGGUCUGAUGGGAACGGAAAUGCACCAGAUACUUAUUGGAACAGCACUGGUUUCUUGGCUUGGCUGUAUAAUGACAGUCCAGUGCGGGACACAGUGGUGACCAACGACCGCUGGGGAGCUGGCAGCAUCUGUACACACGGUGGCUUCUACACUUGCAGCGACCGCUAUAAUCCCGGCCACCUCCUGCCUCACAAGUGGGAGAACUGUAUGACUGUUGACAGGCAGUCAUGGGGGUACAGGAGGGAGGCACAGCUUGACGAUUACCUCACAGCUGAGGACUUGGUGAAGCAACUUGUGGAAACGGUGUCUUGUGGAGGAAAUCUCUUGAUGAACAUCGGGCCCACUCGCGACGGUCGCAUCGCUGUUGUGUUCGAGGAACGCCUGAGGCAGGUGGGCGCCUGGCUGGAGGUCAACGGAGGAGCCAUCUACGGGACGAAACCGUGGAGGGCACAGAACGACACGGUCACACCGGGAGUGUGGUACACUUUCAGCCCUAGAGAAGGCACAGUCAAUGCUAUCUUCCUUAACUGGCCAGCCUCUGGGACUCUGCAGCUUGGCGAGCCACAGGCUAAGCUUGGAGAAACACAGGUGAAACUGAUUGGCUACGAGGAGCUCCUGAAAUGGAUUGCACUGGGGGAAAAGGGAAUGGUGGUAGCUCUGCCCCCGUUAACGCCAAAGCAACUGCCCUGUCAGUGGGGCUGGACUCUGCAGCUGCUGGACGUGAACUGA
Eurypyga helias (sunbittern) is the source of this 992-nucleotide messenger RNA. It is a transcript of the gene FUCA2, whose product is annotated as fucosidase, alpha-L- 2, plasma. Gene Ontology annotation, cellular component: lysosome. The annotation marks the transcript as partial. Gene Ontology annotation, biological process: glycoside catabolic process; fucose metabolic process. The record is from RefSeq and is a predicted model, not a curated record. Gene Ontology annotation, molecular function: alpha-L-fucosidase activity. NCBI's taxonomy places the organism in Eukaryota, Metazoa, Chordata, Aves, Eurypygiformes, Eurypygidae. The transcript has 5 exons.